Mercenaria mercenaria is the source of this 4667-nucleotide messenger RNA. RefSeq lists its product as uncharacterized. The record is from RefSeq and is a predicted model, not a curated record. The transcript is spliced from 3 exons. The coding region runs from base 291 to 1328 and encodes 345 amino acids. NCBI's taxonomy places the organism in Eukaryota, Metazoa, Mollusca, Bivalvia, Venerida, Veneridae.
CAUUCAAUCGUGUCACACAGUAAACCUCGGGCUAUUAUUAAACCAUUUCGAUUCGCCGGGCAGAUAUAUAGAUCGGGUUGUGAAAAGAAAAUUUAACAUAAUUGUGGCAGGUUGUUAUUACUUAUAACCGGUGAAUUCAUUUUAAAACGGAUCUUUCUUUGUACUGAAAGGACAGCGGUUGUUUAGUGUGUUCUUAAUUUUCGAUCUACCUUGAUACAUCAGAAAGCUUUUGAUAUUAUUUUCGAAAAGGAAGUCAAAGUUGUUUGGAAGUACAUUUUUCAUCGUCGGAUAUGGCUUGGUCGACGACAGCCGUCGCCGGCAUCUGGGUUACAUGUGUAGCUGCAUUAUUUUUGGCUGUCGGUUUCUCCAUCCCAUUUUGGAUAAGUACAGUGUCAACAAGUACAGGGACAAAUGCUAAAACGUUCAAUACUUAUGUCGGAGUAUGGUAUGUUAUGGCAUGCAUUAAGGGCGAGGCAGACUCCUGUAAAACGGGGGCCAUAGAACCAGAAUACAGCGAGAGUAAUCCAGAUGGAAAAAUUAAUGGAACUUCCCAGGAUCUAAUAGUAGAGAGCUCGCAGUAUCAUUUAGGCCGAUCGGUAUGGUGGUGGGUUGUACAGAUUGUGACCACUGUGGCAUUGGGAUUCGUGCUUCUAUCAGUUCUAAUACUAAUAUGCUGUAGAUGUGCCGGCAUACACUCAAAGGGAUUCUUCAUUAUUUCUGCCAUUUUAGAAUUAUUUGGAGGGUUACUUUCCCUUGUCAUUUCAAUACUUACGGCAAUCGGCAUAGACGUAUGGUUCGAUUUCAUAGAAGAAGUAGAAAUCACUGCUGAAACUUUCCCCUGGUCAGUGCUGUGUUUCGGACUCGGGGGCUUACUAGCCCUAGUAGCUGCUGCAAUUAUCAUGUAUGUUACAUGCUACUGGUAUAAACUCGGAAAAUACUUCGAAGGCGACGGAGAUUCUCAGGAACAGCAAGAGCAGCCGAUGUCAAACCUUAGUAAGUCGUACGAUCGCCCAAGAAAGCCACACGAUAGAAGGGACUACGACUAUGACAGACGAUACGAUCAAAGCAGGGAUUUUUCAAGCUCAAAAAAGUACCGAGACACCGGGAGAGACUAUUCGCGUGACUACAAUACACGUGAUUACUCUUCACGUGAUUACUCUACACGUGAUUACUCUACACGUGACUAUGAUCGUAGUAAUGCGGGAUACGACUAUAACAGUUAUGACAGAGCUUACAGUAAGAGCAAUGCUUACGACAAUGGCUAUGAUAGAUCGCACACACGUCCCUCAGACAAUAUGUAUCGACCUUAUGAUCAGUACCGAUACUAAACACGUAGCCAAAAUUAAUAUAGCCCUGCAGCAUUAUGGGUGAAACUUACAAUGACUGCGUUAUAAAGAAUGUACAUGGCAAUUCUAAAAGCAUGAUCACUUAACUGUUAGCCAUCAUAAAAAGACUUCUUUUUUUUUAAAUUCAUGCGUCUGCAUUAGUCACGUUAUGACUUUUAAGCUGCAACUACACCAGAUUUGACAUACAAUAUCAGGUUUAAAAUUUGAAAUGUAAUAAGUCCAAGACACUUUUAAAGUACGAAAUAUCUAUUUCUGCCAAGACAGCCUUUUUCCUAGAAAGCAAAGCAGACGAUUUUAUCGCAAGAUCAUAGAGGGACCUUAAUAAUUCGCAGUUAUAAGUUCCAGAUAAUGGUUCUUCCAUCCACAAGUUGUCAGGUGUCAUACAUUUGUGUGUGUGUGCGGCAGCGUAAUAGGUGUAUUUAGGGUAUAAAGUCUGUGAGUACAUGUUAUACAUGGUGCAUAUAAAAUGGACCUAGUCCAAUACAUUUCAUCUUAACCAGCUUGAAUUAUAUAUUAUUUAAAUACCGGAUUUCUUUUAAUUGAAGAUAAAUAGAAAGAUGAUAAAAGCAAGAAAAAUGUUUUCAGUUAAAUAAGCACACUGUAGAAUCAGAAAGAAAAGCCAAAUAACCCACGUUUCCUUUAAUACUAUAUUGCUUGAAAUAUUUCAUUAUGGUACCACAAUGUCAAGCAUGAGAUUUCAACAAAAUAGUGCAAAUUGAGGUACAGAGCUCUACAGAGCAAACCAAACUGAAAACUAUUUGAAUUCGCCAUUUUUUCGCUUUUAGGGGUAGUGUAACUUUUAUCAGAUAUCCGGAGCUGAAAGGGAGAAAUUAAUUAGUAUUCACCUUCCGUUUUCUAGAUGAUAUAACACUCAGUUUAGUCCUGUUUCAAGAUUAAAUCUAGAUCGUUUGCUUCUCUCUAGAUAUUUUUUUGACUGGCAAAUACUUCUUUCGUUACAUUAUAUUUUUUUCAAUGCAAAAUUCUGUAUUUGGACGACAGCAUUUAAGGCGAUUUUUAGAGGACAUAAUUGAGCCGUGCCAUGAGAAAACCAACAUAGUGGGUUUGCGACCAGCAUGGAUCCAGACCAGCCUGCGCAUCCGCGCAGUCUGGUCAGGCUCCAUGCUGUUCGCUUUUAAAGCCUAUUGGAAUUGGAGAAACUUUAGCGAACAGCAUGGAUCCUGACCAGACUGCGCGGAUGCGCAGGCUGGUCUGGAUCCAUGCUGGUCGCAAACCCACUAUCCUGGUUUUCUCAUGGCACGGCUCAUAUACUUAAAUAUCUCCUGUUAUUUAUUUGUUGUUUUUUUUUUUGAGAUUGUGACAAUUAUAACGAGCAUUUUUUAUUUCGAAAAUUAACAUUUUUGAAUCAAUAUUGACAUAAGUAAAAGAUGACCUAAAAAUGAAAACAAAGAGAAAAUCUGCACUCGCACAUUACAUAUUAUGGGAACUGUUUUUUCCGGUGUCCUGGAUUGUGUGUAUUUGUAUGAAGCUAUUUACCAUUUCACAAGAUUUACACUAGUUUUAUUUCCCUUUUCCAUUUUUUUACGUCCAUCUUUUUUAACUUUGGUCAGUUAUUUUCUUUGUUUGAAAUUUGAUUGUAAGGUUGUAAGAGAUUAUCAUUUUUAUCAUAAAGAUAUAUUGGGCCUCAGUACCCAAAUGGUUGAUGUUGUUGAUUUAAAAUCACUAGCCCUUCACCACUAUUGGUUCGAGCUUUGCACGGAAUAAAAGAAGUUAACAAACCAUGGUCCAUGAUGUGCUUACUAGUGAUGUUCCGAUUGUCGCCGAUGUUCGAUUAAUCAUCGCCAAAGUUUCAAAGUCGGCGACAUCGAUUCUGACUAAAAAGAAUCGAUUCUAGUCGCCGAUUUUGUUAAAAAAUUAAAAUCCCGCUUUCUAGACUUUUUCAGAUACUUCUCGCUGUUUAGCUUAAAUACUUUUGAUACGUUUGCUCUUUUAUAGUCUUUGGGUUAGUGUUUCAAAAUAUAUCUGCUGUUUAAAAUAGAGAACGCUGUCAGGCCAGCUGUCAUGAUCGUAACAAUAAUAAAAAAUUUGUUGCCCUGGCAGUAAAAAAUCAGACGCCUUGAAAUAUUUUGGGUUCUGCAUGAAGCCUGAAUGCCGGGUAUUGGCUCCUUUUAAGGAAAUCUUUGAUAUUACUAGAGCUGUUUGCAAAAUAUGCUUUAAAGCGUACAUUAACGAAGGUACCCCACCCACUUUUUUUUCUAACUGGAAAUAAUUUUCAGAUUUUAUUUGACAAGUUUUUAUUAUUCAUUCAAUACAAAAUUGUGGAUUUCCUUAAGAAAAAGAUGAUAAACUAAUUCCAGAUUUGCCAGCAAUGUCCCCAGCAUAUAUUCUAUGUCAUAUUUGGCAGUGCAUCUAGCAUGGCUUGAAUCUUGAGUCAUAGAGAAAAGAUGAAUUAUAGUUACUUUUGCAUUUCGUCCAAUAGUUCCUCCCAGAUCGCAGUUUGGACUUAUUUGUUCAAAGCUUUGAAAAAGCGGUUAAGCUAUCGGUUGGUUAACUUUUUAGGCUAUAUGUCGACAUUUUAGAAGAAUUUGAAAAACAAAUCUUUGAGUUAAGGACUGCCUUUAUAGUGAAAUAAAAAAAAAAUCCCAUCAAGACAAAUAUUUUGAGUCAAGAUCUAACCAGCAGAUAAGUUAACAGCCGGUUAAAGAUUCGAACAGCAGGGCCAUAAUUGCCCAGCAGUUGCUUAAGGCUGUACAGUACAGUAGCUGUGUCAUAGAAUUCUUCAUAAAAAGUAAUAAAAGUAGUCAUAAAAUAAUCUGAAAGUCUUGAGAAAGGUUUGCUGUUACUACCAUAUUGCCACAUUACAUAAGUCUAUUUUGAUCUUUCGGUUCCGAUUCUUUCGAUAAAUCGAAUCGGAGAGAGAUUAGAAUCGGACCGAUUAAUCGAUUCUGCUUCAGCUGUCCGAUUCUCAUCACUAGUGCUAACUCAGUUAGUGUUCAGAUGGGCUCCCGGAUUCUUCAUUUACCGGUUUUUGUUGCGUCUUCAGAUCCAUCUAUACAUUUAUACAUAAAUUUAUACAGUUUUUUUUCUGAUGGCAUAUAAAUCCUCAUGUUUAGACAAUACCAAAACUCACCAUGCAUUAGCUAACAAUUUUGUGUUUUGAAUGAAAAGGUUUAAUUCCUAUAGCCAUUUUUGUGAAAGUGAGUGCAAUCUGUGCUGUAUACACUAGCCGCCAGACCUAACGUGUUUUGAUAGAUUUUUAUACGUAAGAUAUAUUGUGUAUUUUUAUGAAAAAUAUUAUUAUGACCAUAUCAAAUAUAGAGAAUAUCAAGAUUUUAACAAAUAAAUACUUUUACACAAUUUAAA